Molecule: messenger RNA, 639 nt
Organism: Caenorhabditis remanei
Lineage: Eukaryota; Metazoa; Nematoda; Chromadorea; Rhabditida; Rhabditidae
Exons: 2
Coding region: 1-639 (212 amino acids)
Biological process (GO): innate immune response
Source: RefSeq, a predicted model, not a curated record
AUGCUCCUCAAACAUCAAAAAUCAAUAUCCCAGGAAUUGAACUUCAUUGCUCUGAGCGAUCCUGAAAAACGUACUGAAUUUUGGGAUACAAUUCGGAAAGUGCUGGCAGACACUGAGGCGACGACCGGGACAAAACUUUUGCUUGAGAAAAGAAGUUUGACUCUCCGAAACGUGAUGGCACCGGAUGUUUUCUCUAUUCUCAAUUAUUUCAAUCCAAACUGCAUAGAAGAGAUUCAAUUUAAAGGAGAAUUUCGAGUAGCGCAACCACUCUAUGGGAUCGUCGAUUUGCCUCAUUGGAAUCAUUUGACGGAUGUCACACUUCACGGUUUCGAUAUUGGGAAUAUUGCGCAAAAUAUAUCUCAUUUGGAAUGGUUUUCCGCUGACGUUAGAGUGCUCACUGCUGAGGAUGUGCUACAGAUAAAAAAUAUGAUGCUACGUUCUGGUCAGUUGAAAAUGUGUAAGUUAUAUGGCUACUCAAACCAAAACGAGAGUUUUCAACAAUCACUUGGCCCGAUAUUCACAGAGGAAGAAUUUCAAGAAGGAAUUCAGGAGCAAACGUGGAAAUUCAAUUCCUCAAUACCAGGAAAUGUUUUGGAAGUUAAAUGUGUUGGACCAACAAUUGUUUUUGAAAUGACAUAA